Molecule: messenger RNA, 2005 nt
Organism: Centropristis striata (black sea bass)
Lineage: Eukaryota; Metazoa; Chordata; Actinopteri; Perciformes; Serranidae
Gene: enam
Product: enamelin
Exons: 7
Coding region: 1-834 (277 amino acids)
Source: RefSeq, a predicted model, not a curated record
AUGAAGUUAUUGGUGGUUAUGAUGUGCCUGCUGCUCACUACCCUGGCUGCUCCUGUUGCAGACAGUGAAAGCAAUGAGGAAAAACAUGUCAUACCAUGUUUAAGUCAUGUCAUCAAAUGCGAGUAUGAUAGGUGUCUGACAGAGAGGAUAAUUGGCUUAAUUGCAGUGCAUGUCUUGGGAUGUCUGGUAUUUCCUCAGCAGGCUGCAGCACAUGCUAAUGAGGCCCUGAGGUGGAUGGAGAUGUACAGGCUGUACCAGCAGCAGGGAGUAGUUGGAAACCCCUUCCUGCCUGCUGCUGAUGCUCCUGCUGACCCAGCUGCAGCAGCAGUGGUGGAAGCCGCACCAGCCCAGCCAGCUGAUGCCGCUCCUCCGGCUCCGGCAGCUGUCGGAGACACAUCAGAGGAGGAGGCGGAGGAUGGCAACCCUGCCCCUAAAGCUGCAGCACCUGGUGCACCUGCUGCCCCCCUAAACUCUGAUGAGGUAGAGGAAGCCGAGGAAGUGGAGGCAGCUGAGGCUGAACCAGCUGUGGUUGACGCACCAGCAGAGCCAGCAGCAGAGCCAGCAGCAGAGCCUGCAGCGGCUGUGGAGCCAGCAGUUGUUGACGUCCCAGUAGACGCCGCACCGGUUGAUGCUGCCGUUGUGGAUGUGCCUCCUGUUGAUGUGGUUCCAGUUGACGUUGCCCCUGAUGCCCCCGAGGUGGCCGUCGAUGCGGCUGCGCCUGUCGCAGCUGAUGUUCCUGUUGCUGCUGAUGCAGGUGCAGCUGAUGCCGGGGCUGGCCCGCUGGCAGCUGAGACUGACACAACUGGAGUGGCAGCAGAUGCUGCUGUAGUGUAGUUAUCUUUCUCUUAUAACCAGUAUAAGUGCUCCUCUGUUAGCAGUUACAGCAAGAGCUGGAAACAGUAACUGGAUGUGUAUGCAAUUCAAAGGGAUGAAAAAGCUGUGGCAUUUUAUAGAGAUGAAGUGUGUUUUUGGUUCAGAAUUGGACAAUUAAAAGAUUUUGUUGUGUUAAUCUUUCUGUCUUUAAUUAAAAUACUGUCAGCAGUUCCUUAGGUGAAAUUUAGCGGUGAUUCAGUGAUAAAUAAUGAGCAUGCUCAAAAGAACCAUAUCUCAUUGUGCACACAAGAGAAAAAUAUAGAUCUUUCAGGCCUAAAUGCAUUUUUCCCAGCAUGCAUUUUGACUUGUCACUAUUGGAAAAGCACAGGUAAUAACCCAAAUAAUGCCUCUGUCCCAUUCAGUUCAAUUUAAUUCAAUUUAAUAGACUUUAUUGGCAUGACAUUUGUGUUGCCAAAGCACAAUUUAGAAAUAUGAUAUUGUAUUUAGUAUAGUAGUAUAGUAUAAAACAGUAUUAUAUAAUGGUGAAAUACAAUAAAAUAAUAUGUAUACAAGUAAUUUCAGUAAUUGCAUCCCAGGUUGCCUCUUUUGUUGUGGCAGGAAGUCACAUGUUUAGCAGCCUAUGCUAUAAUUUUUCUCUUUCCGAUGAGUGUAAUUCUGUUUCUACAGCUACCCUUAUCACAAUGAUAGCACAGCCUGUCCUCUGUGCAGUCAUGUCUGUCUGCCUGCCCUUCUUUUUCCGGACUGUGGUCACUCUUUACAUUGGCAACGUCUCCCACAGGUUCUUAUCAGUUUCUGUGGUUAUGUAGUCUGCACUGCAUACUGAAUAUGUUCCUAGUUUGUGUUGUGAUUGUGUAAUACAAGUCCAAUAAGUGGUGUAUUUUAUUUUAUUUUAUUUUUUGUAAGUGUUUAUUUGGCAGUCUCAGGGUGAUGCAAGGGCUUCAUAAUGGUAAGAGGCAGCAUCAUUUUUUGAAACUUUUUUAAUAUGGCUCCAGAAUUAUAGCUCUUCUCUAAGUAAACGAUAAUCAAUUGUCCCAGUAAGCCAUGUCAUCAUUAUAUCAUUUACGUCUGUGCCUUUUCUAUUGCAACAUGUCAAACUCUCUGCUGUGAAAAAGACCUAUAUUAUGAAUAAAGGCAAAAUAUGGCAUAAAAAUGGUAUCCAAAUGAAACAGAA